Molecule: messenger RNA, 10312 nt
Organism: Cololabis saira (Pacific saury)
Lineage: Eukaryota; Metazoa; Chordata; Actinopteri; Beloniformes; Belonidae
Gene: ep400
Product: E1A binding protein p400
Exons: 54
Coding region: 290-9628 (3112 amino acids)
Molecular function (GO): ATP-dependent chromatin remodeler activity; ATP binding
Source: RefSeq, a predicted model, not a curated record
GUCGCCGCCAUGUUGCUGAAUGAAACGAUCCGGGCUCCAAAACAUUGACAAGCGGCUACCAAAACCACUGCUUUAUAACUCAUAUUCCGCCGAGUGACAGUCGUUACACCAUGUGGCCAUCUGUAAAUAUGACUUAGGCAUUUUUUUAAUGACCACAGACGACUCUUCCCCAGUAAGUAACGCGGUUUGACGAAUGUAAUCAGCUCUUAGCUGCUGGCCCGCUAGCACGGGCAGGCUAACCAGCACGCUCCAGUAUCAUUGUGUUUAGACUUAGUAACAGUGUCACGCAAUGCACCAUGGAAGUGGAUCACAGAACAUGCAUCGACAGGUCCAAAAAUCCAAGUCUGGGUCAGAAGCAGAGGAGCAGCAACAGCAGUCCAUGGCAGCUACCCAGCAGCAAGUUACAGUUAACCACCCUCAAUCCCCUGUGACUACUUUUACCUCCGCUGCCAGCCCUUCAGCUCCCCAGUCACCCAAUUAUCAGAUAAUCAUGAGUCGGAGCCCAGUUACUGGCCAAAAUGUGAACAUCACAUUGCAAAAUGUGGGACAGAUGGUGAAUCCUAACCAACAAAUCACACUUACACCUCUCCAUAUCCAGAACCCAGCUUCACCUGGCUUCCAGCAUGCAACCCCUCAGUGGAGGCUUGAGCAUGCUUCGUCCUCCUACAUUCAGGUCACCUCCCCGGUACCCCAGCCUAUUCAACCUCAAAGUCCCACUCAGCAUAGCCCAGUCACUCGGCCAGGCGCUCCCGCAACACUGGGAGUGUGUGGACAGAGUCCAACACGAUUUGUUGAAACUGGCAUGUUAGUGCGGCAAAUAAAUUUAAGCAGCCCUUCUGGUGGAGGCCACUUUGUUUAUCAGGAUGGGACAGGGCUGGCUCAGCUUGCACCAGCUACAUCUGGCCAGGUACAACUAUCCUCUCCAGGAACACCGGGCUCUGUGCGGGAACGUCGGCUCUCUCAACCUCAUUCUCAGACCGGAGGCACCAUUCACCACCAUGGACCUCAGAGUCCGGUCGCUACUGGCACUAAUCUCUCCAAUCUGAGCAACCCUGGUCACAUCACCACUUCAAACCUGCCCCCUCAGAUCAGCAGUAUCAUUCAAGGACAGUUGGCACGCCCUAUGAUAUUUGAGAAGACGACGCAGGGUGUGGUUGCAGGAGUAGGAACCACAGCUACAGCAUCUUUCACCAUGCCCUCCUCCAUUCCACCCUCCAGCCCCUCGCUCACUACUUCACCCCAAGGACUCCCCAACAAUCCUCUCGCACCCACCAGUAUGACUGCAGGCACUGUGAAAAAACACACUGCCAAAAAGUUGGAGGAAAUUGCUCCUUCUACUCCAGAGAUUGCCCAGCUAAGAAAACAGUGUUUAGACCACCACACCAAGAAAAUGGAGAGUCUGAAAGAAGUAUUCAAAGAAUAUCUGAUUGAACUCUUCUUUUUACAACACCUUCAAGGGAACAUGAUGGAUUAUCUAGCUUUUAAAAAGAAGCCUUGUGUUCCUUUAUAUACUUACUUGAGACAAAAUGACUUGGACCUUGAGGAUGAUGAAGAGGAAGAGGAACAGUCGGAGGUUAUAAAUGACGAGGUAAAGGUUGUUACUGGAAAGGAUGGCCAAGCAGUGACACCAGUUGCCAUAGCAACACAGCUUCCUCCUAAUGUUUCUGCAGCAUUCUCUGCUCAGCAGCAGUUUCAGGGACACCAAGGUUCUGGUUCUGGCGCAAACCCUGGAGACAUGGAUGCCUUUAAGAGGCAACAGGCUAUGCAGUCAGAUCAGGCUAAGAGGUCCCGGAUUGACGUUGGUCGCCAUGGGCUGAUUUUCCAGCAUCCUGGUGUAGCAACUUUAGGAUCACCUGGCGUUCCACUCCAGCAGCUUAUGCCAACUGCGCAAGGCGGGAUGCCGCCUAAUCCUCAAGUGGUCCAGAUAGCAGGACAGAAGCAGAACCACCAACAGUAUGACCCAUCCAAAGGACCCCCAGUGCAGAAUGCAGCCAGUCUGCACACCCCUCCGCCCCAGCUACCGGGCAGGUUGCCUCAAGGUGCCCUUCCUUUGUCAGGCAUGCCCAUGGUGCCCUCUCAGCAGGCUCAGUUGGUGGAGAAUUCAGCCCAGCCUGGUGGGCAACUCCAGUCACAGGUGAAACUGCAGGCAGGUGGGCCUGUCCUGGCUACAGUCAACCCCCACACACAGCUCCAAGCCCAGCUACAGCAGCAGAUGCAAUCCAGUAUUCAUCUCCAGCUGCAGCAGCAGCAACAACAGCCCCAGGCCAUUCUGCAGCCAGGACAGCCGACGGUGGCACUUGCUCGUCCUGGGACAGAAUCAAACCAACCAGUUCAGAGGAUUAUGACCAAUUCCGUUUCAGUAACAUCUGUAUCUCCUGCUCCUCAGUCCACUCCUAAUGUCACUCCAGCUCCCCAUUCUGCAAGUUCUCUUCGUCCUCUUGGCUCUAACAUCAACUCAACCACUCAGUCCAAACUGACUGGAACUAAUGGCAUAUCUGCAGUCAAAAUAGAUGGCUUUGGUCAAAAUAUGGCCAUGCAGUCCUCACAGGAAGGGUCUCAAGAUAAGCAAGUUGAGCAGGCCAAACUGGAGAGUCAGGUGCACCAACGCAUAUCUGAGCUAAGGAAGGAAGGUCAGUGGUCGGCUAGUCGACUCCCCAAACUGGUGGAGUCAUCGCGUCCAAAGUCCCACUGGGACUACCUCCUGGAGGAGAUGCAGUGGAUGGCAGCUGACUUUGCACAGGAGAGAAGAUGGAAGAAAGCUGCUGCUAAGAAGCUUGUUCGCACAUGUGCCCGUUACCAUCAAGAACAGAAGAAAAGUGAAGAACGAUCACAGAAAGAAAGGGAAGUUAAUUUACGUCACAUUGCCAGCACAAUUGCCAGAGAAGUGGAGUUUUUCUGGUUGAACAUUGAGCAGGUUGUGGAAAUUAAACUCCAGUUUGAAAUUUAUGAGAAGAGGCUGAAAACACUUGGCUUACAAAAGGCCACAGUUUCUAGUCAGUCACCAGGAGAGAAAGUAAAUAAAGCGGAGAUGGCCGGCUCUGCUAGAAAACGAAAAUCAAGUUUGUCCUUAGUUGAUGGAGAUGCCACAGAUGCAGAAAGCACCAUAGAAGAACAGGAGGUCAUGGAGGGGCAGACAGAUCACAAAGCAGAAUUAGAUGACCUUGCCAAAAAUGCUGAGAUGCCUCUGGAUGCCUUGGUGAAACAGUACGCUGGUGCUUACGCUGAUAGCUUUGAUUGGCCUCAACCCAGCCCUCAUGCUGAUGAGGAUGACAUGGAAGAGCCUGAAGAAAUGGAUUGUGUGCCAGGCAGCCCGCCUGAGGCCGUGUUGAUCGACUCCCUGCUCAGUGUGGAACAGUACCGUGGUGCUGAAAAGGCCAUGUCUUCCGACUGUGGAGGAAAGACUGGCAGAGACAUAGCUGAAGUGGCUGCUGCCACAGAGCUCAUCCUGCCCAAGGGAAGCUUCAGAACCACUUCAUCGACUCGCAGCCCAGCACCUUUCCUGUUGCAUGGGUUGCUGCGUGAGUAUCAGCAAAUUGGCGUGGACUGGCUGGUAAACCUUUACAAGAAACACCUCAAUGGCAUCUUAGCAGAUGAGACAGGACUUGGGAAGACUGUACAGACGGUGGCUUACAUGGCACAUUUAGCAGGCCGAGAGGGAGUUUGGGGGCCACAUCUUGUAGUAGUAAGGUCUUGUAAGUUACUAAGUUGGGAGCUGGAGUUCAAGCGCUGGUGUCCCGGCCUGAAGGUUCUGCUAUAUCUAGGCAACAGGAAGGAACGCAAAUCUAAGAGAAUGAGGUGGGACGGAGUCAACAGCUUCCAUGUAUGUGUGACAUCGUAUAAGCUGCUCAUGAAAGACCAGAGCCAUUUUCUGAAGAAAAGAUGGCGGCAUCUGGUCCUGGAUGAGGUGCAGCUCAUCAAAAACAUAACAGAAAAACACUGGGAAACAAUCUUUGCUCUCAAGAGUGAGCAAAGGAUCCUCCUCAUCAACAAUCCUCUACAGAACACACUGAAAGAGCUCUGGACCAUGAUCCACUUCCUGUUGCCAGGAAUAACCAGGCCUUACUCGGACUUUCCUGUUAAGGCAGGCACAGACCAAAACCAGGACUACUGCCACAAACUGGUCAUCCGCCUUCACAGGAUGAUUCAACCCUUCAUCUUGAGACGAUCCAAAAGAGAUGUGGAGAAACAGCUUCCCAAGAAGUAUGAACACAUCCUGAAGUGCCGGCUAUCCAACAGACAGAAGAGUCUCUACGAGGACAUCCUGACUCAGCCAGGGUCCCAGGAGGCACUGAAGACGGGUCAUUUUGUCAGUGUGCUUCAAGUUUUAAUGCAGUUGCAGCGGGUUUGUAACCACCCCGAGCUGGUAGCCCCUAGAGAGACCAGCAGCUCCUAUUUCUGUUCUUCUCUUCAGUGUGAUGUUCCAUCGCUGGUGCUCAAAGCUAUCGAGAAUGAAUCAAACAAGAUUUCAAACCUGUCCAUAUUUGAUCUGAUCAAUAAUGAGAACAGACUGACUCGAUAUCAGACUGAAGAGGCAUUCCCCAAACUGAGGGUCACUCGGCAGCUCAUAGAGGAAAUCUACACUUCUCCAGACCCACCACCAAGAGCCAAGCCAUGUCCAAUUAAACCCAUGAGAUUGUUCCAGCCAGUGCAGUAUGGCACUAAGCCAGAAGGUCGCUUAGCUGCCUUUGCAAACGUAGCAGGUCAACGUCCUCCAACAAGCUCUCCCACGACUAGCACCUCAACUUCCACCACCAGCCAGUCAGGCCAGAACAGGGGGAAAUCAGUCACUGCUGCAGCGACUACACCAGUUUCUCAAGCCGUUGGAACAGCUACUCGGAGAGCCCAGGCUACUCCUCCUGUCAGCAGCAACAGCAACAACAUUACAGCCUCCUCUGGAAACAGUGGCAUUGGGCAGCAUGUGUUGGGGGCCGCUCCGAUGGCCUUGAGUCAGGCAUUGUCUGGCACAGUGGUGGGUGCUAUGGCUCCUAUUAGCCGUCCUGGAUUAACACAGGUCCCCAGGCCAGCGUUAGCCCCCAGCCAUGCCAUCCAGCCCAGCUUAUUGUCCCAGAGGUUGGUUCUUACAUCUCAGGCCCAGGCACGGUUGCCUAGUGGAGAUAUGGUGAAGAUUACCCAGCUGGCCAACAUAGCGGGGAGUCAGAAUCGCAUUUCUCAGCCAGAGACUCCCGUCACUCUGCAGUUUCAGGGGAACAAAUUCACUUUGUCGCCCAGUCAGCUCCGCCAGCUCACCACGGGACAACCCUUACAGCUCCAAGGCAAUAUCCUGCAGAUUGUGUCAGCUCCUGGGCAGCAGAUCAUCAGGCCCCAGGGAUCCAUGGUAAUGCCGGGAAUGCCUCAGACUGCUCCUGCCUCCAGUGCCUCUGCUGCUCCGGGCUCACACCUUUCUGCUCCAUCAACAGCUCAGCAAGGACUGGGUGUGACGACAAAUGCCACAUCAUCUACCACCAAGUUUACUACUGCAGGCCAUGGUAGUUCCCAGGAGCUCACAGAAGAAAAGACUCAGCUGCUGAAGGAGCGUCUGAACCGCUUGUUUGAAGCAAAUGAACAACGCUGUAGCCGCAGAGUGUUGUAUGGGUCAGACCUGCUGCAGGCGUGCACAGUGAGCUUAGGACCGGCUCACUCGGCCCAAACCGCUGGAGGCUGGAGGUGGGUGGGCAGUGAGAACUGCCUCAGGGCCCAGAGAACCUGCCCCACCACCACUCGUACUCUGCAGUCGUUCGUGCGCUCUGUGGACGAGCACCAAGAAGCUACCGACAGUAUUAUCAAGAGACUGACCUGUGUGGUGCCUCCAGCUGUGGCCUCCCCCCCUCACCUGUACGCAGCCAAUCCCCCAGUUCGCUACAGCCUUGAGCAGAAGUCCCAUCGCCGCCGGUUACUGGAAGCCUCUGCCCCUCAGAGUGAAGAAAUCUACCAUUUAGCAUCGAGACAUCUCUUCAGUCGUCACGAUUUACAGCUAAUGCAGAUAGACUCAGGUAAACUGGAAGCUCUGGCCAUUCUGCUGCAGAAACUAAGAUCAGAGAGUCGCCGCGUCCUCAUCUUUACUCAGAUGUUGAAAAUGCUUGACAUCCUGGAAUCCUUCCUGGAUAACAGGCAGCUCACUUACGUGCGCAUCGAUGAAAGCCUAACUUUUGACAAAAAACAGGAGAACAUGAAGAAGUUUAACAAGAACAGGCAGGUGUUCUGCAGCAUCCUGACCAACCGCUGCUGCGCUGCACUUGGAACCAUGGUUGAUGCAGAUACCAUCAUCUUCUACGACACAGACCUCAAUCCCAGCAUGGACGCCCUCACCCAGGACUGGUGUGACAAAAUAGGGCGCUCCAAGGAUAUACACAUUUACAGGUUGGAAAGUGGGAAUUCCAUUGAAGAGAAACUUCUGAAGAAUGGCACAAAGGACCUUAUAAGAGAGGUGGCGGCUCAGGGUACUGACUACACCUUGGCUUUCCUCACACAACGGACAAUCCAGGAUCUAUUUGAGGUGGAGCCGGGUUCAGGGGUGAAGGUGGAGGAGUUUGUGGUUCUUCAUCAGGAACCAUCGGCCUCAGAAACCAUUUCUCCCAAAGUAGCUAGACCCUACAUCCAAGCUCUCCAUAGUAUAAACCUGGAUGCCCCGGCAGAAGUGGAGGAACAGCAGCAGCAGCAGCAGCAGCGGGAGGAGGAAGAGGAGGAUGGGUUAACUGGCAAAGAGUCGACGGAGAAUUCAGAGAGCCAAACUAAAGAGGAUCCAGCCCAAAUAGAGGAGCUGAAUGCAGUCAUGGAACAGCUAACUCCUAUUGAAAGAUAUGCCCUGCAUUACCUGGAGUACCUGCACAUCAGCGAUGAUGAGGCAGCACUGAAGGAGCAGUUGGAGUGUGCUAAGAGAGGCUGGGAGCUGCAGCAGUUGCAGAAGCUGAAGGAGGAGGAGGAGGAGCGCCUGACAACCGAGGGAGAAGAAGAUCUCUUCACCUACACCAGAGAGGAUGCUUACAACAUGGAAUAUGUCUUCGAUGCAGGGACUGGUCAUACAGAAAUAAUGCCGCUUUGGACUCCACCUACGCCACCACAGGAUGACAACAGCAUUUACAUUGAUUCUGUGAUGAUGCUGAUGUAUGACACCACACCGAUGCCCGAGUCCAAACUGCCUCCAAUCUACAUCCGCAAGGAGCACAAGAGGCUCAAGAUGGACCCGUCAGCAGCAGCAAGAAAGAAGAAGAAGGGCCAUGGGGAGACAGUCAUACCUCCACGCUCCCUUUUCGAAAAAGCCAGCAUGCUCAAAGUCCGCCGUGAGGGGAAGGACCAGAAAAAGAACUUCUCUCUCAAGCAGCAGGCCCCUUUCGCCAAGCCGUUGCCCUCGCUGGCUAAACCUGCCAUUGAGCCCGGUCAGGACAACCCAGAGUGGCUGAUCAGUGAGGACUGGGCUCUGCUUCAGGCUGUGAAGCAGCUGCUGGAGUUGCCUCUGAACUUGACAAUCGUGUCUCCUGCACACACGCCCAACUGGGAUCUGGUGAGCGACGUGGUGAACUCCUGCAGCCGCAUUUACCGCUCCCCUAAACAGUGCCGCAGCCGCUACGAAAAUGUCAUCAUUCCCAGAGAGGAGGGCAAGUUGGUGUAUGAGGCAAACCCUAAGAAGAAAACCAAGAGCAUAUACAAGUCAAAGAACAGCCGCCCUCUACGGACCUCUCAGAUCUACACGCAGGAUGACAACGCAUCUCAGAUUCAACUAUACAACAGUCGCUUUGAACUCAUGAAAAUAAUUGCCAGCAAGAGGAGCCCACCCAUCAAACCACUGCUGGGAAUGAAUCCAUUUCAGAAGAACCCCAAGCACGCAUCAGUCUUGGCAGAAAGUGGGAUCAGCUACGACAAGCCCCUACCUCCCAUUCAGGUGGCGUCUCAACGUGCUGAAAGGAUUGCCAAAGAAAAAAAGGCCCUUGCAGAGCAGCAGAAGGCCCAGCAGUUGGCCCAGCAGGCGGGAGCUUCCCAAGCCGGGGCUGCUCCCGGUCAGAACCAAGCUCCUGCUGCCGGCCAAGCUCCGGUCCCUCAGGCCGCGGCCGUGCCGGGAGCGACUGCUGUGCCUAACGCAGCAGUGCUGGCCGGAGCUAUCAAAAAUGCCACUGUAGGCACAACAAUUCAGGCUGCCACUGUAGGGGGGAAUGUAAUUGUGAACACAGUAGCUGGAGUUCCUCCAAGUCCCUUCCAGGCUAACAAACGCCUGGCAUCUCCAGUCAUAUCAGCAACUCUCUCUCCUGCAGGCACAGCUGGAGCCCAGGUGGUCCACGCACAACAGAGGGCUGUCACCGCUACUCCAGGAUCAGCUGAAGUGGUCGCCAUAGCUACGGGUCAGGGUGUGAGGGCUGUGACCCCAGCGACUGCAUCUGCUGUGGUUUCUACUGCUCUGAGCCCCGUGCAGUCACAGACCCGACCCCUCGUCCCUCAGGUCACGCCAGCCACAGGGGGGCCACAGAAGUCUCUGACGCCGGCUCACCUGCAGAUGUUACGACAGCAGCAGCUGCAGCAGCAACAGCAACAAGCUACUUCUCCUCAGAUUAAAGCUAUCGGCAAACCCCAGAUGCAGAUGCAGAAACAGAAGUUGCAGCUCCAGCAGCAGCAGCAGCAGGUAGCUGCAGCAGUGGCAGCUGCAGCAGGUCAGCAGGCUGCAGGGGCCCAGGGUGCUCAGGUGCAGCCGGCACAGGCAGCCAGUCCUCAGCUGGCAGCAGUGGCAGCAGCCAGACCCGGGACUGUGCUGACUGGCACCCCGGUGAACACCCUGCAGGUGGCCCGACUGACGCGCGUGCCCACCCAGGGCCAGAUUCAGGCCCAGGCAGCACAAACGGCUCAGGUGACGCUCACGAAGCCUCCGGUGGUGUCUGUGCCGGCUGUGGUCUCUUCGGCUGGAGUCACAACGCUGCCGGUGACGGUAGCCGGCAUCAGUGUGGCCAUUGGUCAGGCCCAGAAAGCAGGUGGCCCUGUGCUGUCAUCGCCCUUCCAAGUCCAGCAGAUCCUUCAGAUGAAGAAGCAGCAGCAGGCGGCAGCUGCAGCGCAGCAGAAAGCAGGGCAGACGCAGCAAGGACCGACCAGCGUGCAGCAGAAAAUCGGCACCCAGCAGGUGACGGUGCAAGCAGCCCAGCCGUCCCAGCAGCAGCAGAAAGUUACCUACGCCACCACCCAACUCCAGCCAGGAAUCAAGACCCAGUUCUUCACUACAUCCAUCGCCCAGGCCCAGAAGCCCACUGGAGCGCAGCCCAUUCAGGUGGCUAAACUCCCACAAAUCGUGCAGCAGCAGUCGGCCGUGGCUAAUAUUCAGCAGAUUGUGUCGUCUCCUCAGCAGAUCCAGACUCAGACGGUGACGCUGACCCAGCCGGCCACGACUGCUGCUCAGGUGCAGAUGAUUUCCGGGGGGACGGCGACGGCGCAGGUGGUCCAACAGAAGAUCCUCCAGCAGCAGGUGGUGACGGCGGCCGCCUCCCCGCAGAUCCACACGCCGCCUCCACACAGCCCCGCCCAGCAGCCGGCGGCGGCGGCGUCAGAGUCCCCGGCGGCGCCGCCCGCUCAGGCCCAGCAGGCCAGCAAGAGCCAGGCCCGCCAGGGCGGCAUCAGGGCCAAAACCCCCGCCAAGCCCAGCGGGGGGAGCGCUUAGCGCCGCACACUAAUCCGUUUACCGAGGGGUUUCCUGCUGUGCAGAUGUACAGUGACGGGGUUGUUACACACACGGCAGCGUCGGCUGAUAACUAGCCGACUCCUUAACCAAACCACCCGUUUCUAAUCAACAUUAUCUAAGAUCUGAAAGCCAAGCGGAGCUGAACGAUUUCAACCGUCAGUGUUUCUUUGUGGGAUCCAGAGCUGCGUCUCACUGUCGACGUUCUUUCCGCAGUUUAAGACGUGGUGUGUUUUUUGGGAUGACUUCAACAUAUAGUGAUUUAACUUUUCCCCAGUCUGUCAUACCACAGUCACGCCUUUUAUACGAUUAUCUAACUUCUGCCAGAGGCUGAUGUUUAAGACUCAUUUGGUAUCGUUGAGUGAGCGCUCCAUUACAGUAAGUGUAUUCGUAAACAGCUACUUUUAUGUCUGGUUCUCUUGUUGUCUAGAUAACUGAAUGGAAAGUAAUGCACGUUCCUUUAGUCAUGGUUUUUUUCCCCCCUUCAGUAAAUACACUGUAAACAUGUACUUUAGUAUUUUGUGUUUUCUCAUAAUUUUUUUAUUGACGUCAAAAGGAAAAAAAAAAAUGUAAAUAUCUACAAAAACAUUUGUACUUGUAAAGUAGUUGUGUUUUCAUUGGAUUUUUCAGCCUAAUUGUAAUAAAGUGUUUUGUUUUUAUACACAA